This is a messenger RNA of Thelazia callipaeda (thelaziosis nematode), 1196 nucleotides long. Lineage: Eukaryota; Metazoa; Nematoda; Chromadorea; Rhabditida; Thelaziidae. The record is from the annotation of a GenBank genome assembly.
AUGUCGAUAUCGCAGUAUCGAUUUGGACAUCAUAUUCAAUUUGCGAAACGUAAAACUAGAUCAGAAUUAUCCGACGAUGAUUGGAGCAGCGCGAAAUACCAUAGAACGUUUGAGUUACUGAGUGAAGGGUUGACAAAAGAUAAUAUUGAAAGAGUGGAUGCUUCUGAACUCACUGUCGAGCAAUUCGUGGAAAAUUAUGAAUCACGUCAUGUUCCUGUGAUUCUUACCGGUUUGACUUCGUCUUGGCCUGCUACGAAAAAAUGGACAUUACCAACAUUACUGAAGAAAUAUCGUAAUCAGAAAUUCAAAUGUGGUGAGGAUGACAACGGGCAUUCUGUAAAAUUGAAGAUGAAGUAUUUUUUGGAAUACAUGAAACGAACAGAUGAUGAUAGCCCUCUUUACAUAUUCGAUAGUACAUUUGGCGAACGCCAUAAAGUAAAACGCUUACUAAAGGACUAUAUUGUCCCACAAAUUUUUGAAGACGAUUUGUUCCGUUAUGCAAGCGACAUGCGACGGCCUCCCCACCGGUGGUUUGUUAUGGGAUCUUCUCGUUCUGGAACAGGAAUACACUUAGAUCCGUUAGGGACAAGUGCUUGGAAUGCGCUUAUUACUGGUCGCAAGAAAUGGUGUUUUUUUCAUCCGCGAACACCGAAAAAUGUUCUGAAACCAACAAAAGAAGAGGCUGGUGUACAUCGUAAUGAAGCUAUCACGUGGUUUACGACUAUCUACAAAACAGCUCGUACGACUGGUUUGCUAAAAGAAUGGGAACCCAUAGAAGCUGUCCAAAAGCCUGGAGAAGUCGUAUUUGUACCUGGUGGAUGGUGGCAUGUAGUACUGAACUUGACUGAUACCGUUGCUGUAACUCAGAAUUUCUGUUCCAAGGCUAAUUUGCCUGUCGUAGUUAUUAAGACGUUGUGCGAGAGGCCAAAUUUUUGUAAACACUGGCUUAGGUGCUUACGAAAAGCCCGACCUGAAAUCCUACCCACCAUAGGUAGUGCAUCACUACCAAUACUAGUUCUUGCUGCAGAUAUGAUUUUGAAAAGAGCAGAUGUUUCGAUUAGUUUCUCCGAUACGUCAAGUGAUUCAAGUUCUUCUACGGAAACAUCCGAUAGCGAUUCAGACUUGUCAUGCCAACUUUCUGUUGAAAGUAGCUUGGAAUAUAAAACAGGGUUUGCUUUACAGUGCAUGUGCUAGUU